Zeugodacus cucurbitae (melon fly) is the source of this 11645-nucleotide messenger RNA. It is a transcript of the gene SPR, whose product is annotated as sex peptide receptor. The record is from RefSeq and is a predicted model, not a curated record. Bases 8578 to 9993 code for a protein of 471 amino acids. Gene Ontology annotation, biological process: G protein-coupled receptor signaling pathway. Gene Ontology annotation, molecular function: G protein-coupled peptide receptor activity. Gene Ontology annotation, cellular component: membrane. The transcript is spliced from 7 exons. Lineage: Eukaryota; Metazoa; Arthropoda; Insecta; Diptera; Tephritidae.
UACGUAGAUUAGAUUCAAGUACGUGAUAAUUUUAAAUAAAAAACAAAAACAUUUUUUACCCAUAAGGAAAAAAAUGGGCGACGCCACGCCCAUUUUCCAUUUUGUAAAAAAAUCUGAGUGCAGCUUCAAUCUGCCAUUUUUUAUGUGAAAUUUAGUGUUUCUGACGUUUUUCGUUAGUAGUUAACCCACUUUUAGUAAUUUUCAUUAAAAAGUGGCUAAAAAAAACGACUGCAGAAUGUUUGGUUAAUAUAGCUCUAUUGGUUUCCGAUAUAUCUACAACAAACCUAUUUGGGGGCGGGGCCACGCCCACCUCCCCAAAAAAUUACAUCCAAAUAUGCCCCUUCAUAGUGCGAUCCUUCAUAGCAACUUUGUUGCGAGAGUAUAAAAAGCAAUUCAUCAACGAAUUUAAUACAGUUAAUUUUUUUCACAGCCAUUAUAAUUAGAACAAAAACUUAUAAUGUCACCUCUGGUAAGCAGUACACAGUUUGAAAUAGUGAAUUCAUAGAGCAUUAGUAUUUUGACGAUUGCAAACACAUCCGCAAAUUUCCGCACCUAGCUUUAACACUUUUAUUGCCCUAAAACUCUGCUAAAGACAAUAUAAAAUAAAAUGAAGAGGGGAUGGGGGUGGAACACAAUUAAAAUUUUAUGUAAAACAAUGGAAGACGCACAAAAGAGAUAUAAAAAUUGGUGAAAUCAAAAACUAAUUUCACAAAAAACACAAAUCGACUAAAGUGAUUUAAUUAAUUUCAGAAGUUAAAAUUCCUUUAACUUUAAAAUCCAUUAAAAAUAAUAUCGAGUCGUUAAUCUGUCUUUAAAAAUCUACAGGUGUUCAUGUAUUUAACUCUAGUUUUAGAAAGUACCGUUAAUUUUCUAGGAAAACCCGGUUUACUAAUAGGAAGUUUGUACAAUUUCGAAGCCCAAGGUAUACAUUUUGAAAAAAAUCGUGAGAUGGAUUUAUUGAUUUUUGGCCUAUUGGCGGGAUCACGGUGGUCUGUCAGGUCCGCUAGUUGGAUGUAAAAUAGUGAGCUUUAUAACAGCAGCAUAGAUAUUUAUUGAGACAUUUUUGCAGUUAAUUUGCUUCAGAUUUCAUUUUUUAAUUCUCUAGUUCACUCAAAUUAUAUUUAUUUGACAGCGCUGUUUUUGAUUCCAUUGUAGAUCAAACACAACAAGUUUUCAUAUGAAAUAGUUUAUUUCCGCUUUGCUAGUUGUUAGUUUCGUAUUAGUUAGAAUAUAAUUGUUUUGUUAGUAAAGAAAAUAAUUAGAAAACCAAUUGUGGAUAUUUUCGAUGUGGUUGUGUAUUUCAGCAAUCAUAACUGUCAUAAUUGCCUCUUCUAGGAAGUGAAUAUCCACAACCAUGCUAUAAAAACACAUAAAAACGGCCAAUGAGUUUUCAUAUAGUAUUGAAAAAAAGAUUAUUUUACUAAUAUGCACAAAAGUUUUUCGAAAAACCUUAAAACUAAUUCCUUAGAAUUUUGCUGAUUUUUUAUUAUGUGGUUCUUUUUGCUAUAUUUAAGUUUCCACUGUAUUUGCGUUGGUUACUUAUUUGUUACUGAACCCACGUUUCUCACUUUUGGCUUUGUUGCAUUUUAUCAAGAAAACACUGGGUUGUUUUCUCUAAAAAUAUAAUAACAAUAAAAAAGUUACUCAAAGUUUUCGUACUCUCAAAUGCAUCUAAUGUGAAAAAUAAAAUACGUAGAAAUGAUAAAUUCGAAAUAAAGGCAAAAACUGAGGAACCAACAAAAAUAAAAAAAUGCAACUACUUAAUGAAUUCGAUCAGGGCACGACAACAAAAGCAUUCUAAACAUCAGAGUUGAAUUUGGCAGUUGGUCGUACAGGUUAAGUUGUUGUUAUAAAAUAUAAAGAUAAAUAUUAAAAUAUCGGAAAGAGAGCUGUAACACAUAAAAAAAUACAUAAAAUAACUUAUUAAUUCCAACGCUAAAGUUAACAGCGACAGCCUUUACAAUUGCACAGGCCAACAAAAUUUUGUUUUUUUUUUUAUUUGAAGCUGAUUUUAGCUGUAUUUGGGGCGCUAAAUCUAAAUAUAAAAGCAGUUCUUCCCUAUCAGCUCUAGUUUUUAAUAUAUAAGUUAUACUUAAAAAGGUUACACGCGCCUACGGCUCGCUCUUGUUCGCUAUUAUCAACUCCCUGUUUUAAUUCAUGUUAUAUAUUUUUAUGUUAUUCUUCUUCUUGACUGGCGUAGUCACCACUUACGCGGUUAUAGCCGAGUCCACAACAGCGCGCCACGCAUCUCUCCUUUUUGGCAGUUUGGCUCCAAUUGGUAAUACCAAGUGAAGACAGGUCCUUCUCCACGUGGUCCUUCCAUCGGAGUGGAGGCCUCCCUCUUCCUCGGCUUCCACCAGCGGGUACUGCAUCGAAAACUUUCAGAGUUGUGGCACUUUCGUCCAUUCGAACAACCUAACCUAGCCAACUUAGCCGUUGUCUUUUCAUUCGCUGGACUAUGUUUAUUUCGUCGAAUAACACAUACAGCUCAUUAUUCCAUCGUCUGCGGUAUUCGCCGUUGCCAAUGUUUAAGGGACCAUAAAUCUUCCGCAAAACCUUUCUCUCGAAAACUCCUAGUGCCGUCUCAUCGGAUGUUGACACCGUCCACGCUUCUGCACCAUAAAGUAGGACGUGAACGAUGAGGGACUUGUAGAGUUCGGUUUUUGUUCGUCGAGAGAGGACUUUACUUUUCACUUGCCUACUCAGUCCAUAGUAGCACCUGUUGGCAAGAGUGAUUUAGUAAUUUAAACAAGUAAGGAAGGGCUAAGUUCGAAUUUUACUUCCAUAGCUUUAUUUAUAGCUUAGUUAUGACACUUUAAGUGUUUUAGGACUUACAACCAACCGUUAUGUGGACAAAACUAUAAUACUCUCGUAGCAACUUUGUUGCGAGAGUAUAAAAAUAGUAAACAAUCUAUGUUAUAAUGACGACACAAUUCUGAAAUUUACAAUAUAUAACUCCAGAACCAAUGAAGAUAACGGAAGAAACCUUGACAUAAACACUUCAUUUGAGGAGUGAGGGAAUCUGUUUCUUCUAAUAACGUGUUCCUGAGUUAAAAAUGGGUGAAAUCGGGUUAUAAGAUCCUCUAGCUCUCAUAUACGAAUUAUAGGUUUUACAAAAAAGCGGUGGGCUUUAUACAAUAAUGAUCGGUUAACAUGUGAAAGAUAUUAACAAAGUUAACAGAGCGUAUAUUAUUGGAUAUAUUGUAGCUCGAUGGUGAAGAUAAGUAAAAUCGGUCCAGUAAUUACCCCAGUCCCUUAUAUCAUAUAUAAUGAUUUUCGUUAUUUUAGCUGACUUUGUGACGAAUAUACGGGACGAACUGUGUGUAAUCUUGAUAACAGUAAACAGUUCGGUUAACGCGAACUUAGCCCGCUCUUUAUUGUUUUAAAUUAAUAAAGUGGUGAAUAAUGGGUUUUCACUAAAAUGUAGUAUUUCAAAAAUGUGAGCUUCUAGGCAAAAACUAACAACAAAUUUUGGAUCAGGGCAUCAAAUAUAUACUAAAAUUCACUACUUGAACAGAAAAGUGUACUUUUAGUAAAAUUGAGUACAGCUUCUCACAUAACCAUAACGAAAUUUACCUUCUGCGUGUUUUAAAGAGUACAACUGUGCUAAUUAUAUAUAUUUUUAGGACGCUCAAGAUGAAUAUUCAUAAUAGAAACCAACUGACUGUGAAACGCAUUUUCUUUUAAAUAAGCCCCUAAUAUGUCGAUAUUUUUUAGUCUUUAACUUUCGAAGAAGAAGCCACUUCGGUAACCACCCUGUCCACCUGUGCGCUAUAAUGAAUAUGAAUAUGAGCCGCGUCUUUGUUGCAAGCACUCAAAUGUUGCGUAUACGCCCGAGCGCACCACAUUGUUGUGCUACAUAAUUCAUAUUCUUAUGCAUUUUGCCUGAGCUUAUUGUUAGUUGGCAUUGUCGAAUAUGCUGCAAAUAUGCAUAAAUUCAGUUUGAGCGCUGUUGAGCUGUUGCUUCCCUCAGCAUCGAUAAAUGAAAUCGUCGCGUUUGCGCUGUACGCGACACAUAAUUUAGCACUUUGCAUAAAUGCUUUGUUCGGGUGUGUAAAUGUUCAAUGUGAUACGCUUGAGUGCGAAGUUCGUAUGGCUGCUAAGGCGAAAAGUGCUGUGCGCCCCUUACCAUACAAGAAUUUAAUGUGUUUGCAGGCGUGUAAAUCGGUGCGAAUGUGUGUGUGUGUGAUGUUUAACAUUUAUUUAUAUUGUGGCUGAGUAUGUGUAUGUUGCAGUGGUGCUUUUACUAAGUAUAGCACUUUCACAUCGGUCGAUUUAUAGCUUGUGCAGCAGUAAUUAAGCGAAAUUUAGUGCAGAACAUAUUUACUGCGUGCGCCUCCACUUACACGACGUGUACUCAAGUCCACUUCCUAAAUGCUCCCGUUUCUGCUCAUUAACCUACAUUUGCAUGUCGCUGCUUGCUAAUUGCUGCACCUACUAGUCGGCAAUAUUUUCCAAGUUACUUUCGCGUAAAUUGCCCUAGCGGCACAUGCCAUCUGUAAACAUCUCGCCUUUAAAGGCUUCCCACAUCUUGGCGGAACGCAUAACUGCGUCUGCUUCUGAGCUCUGUGAAAUGUUGCUGAUGCUUGGGGGACUGAGAAGCCGCACAGCUGACAGUUUUGAUAGCAACAGUUUCGUAUACGAAAAUAGCUAAAAAUAUUUGUUGGUGUCUCAUUUGUUUAGCAUUUGUAUGGUUUGUUGGUUGUUUAAUUGUUUACUCUGUGUGGCAAUAUUUGCCGAAGGCAUUUGCUCGAGGUUCGCCUGUUUAUUUUUCCGCAUACUGCGUUGAUAUUGUGGGUGUGCAUUUAAUGAACGAAGUAUUUUUUCUUCAGUUUACUGUUAUUUUCCUUCAGUUUAUUUUAUGACUAUGCUGGAAUGUAUGCCACUUUUUGCGUUAUUUUUAAGGAAUUAGCAAGGAAGCGUGAAACUUUAUGUCGAGGUCACUUGAUAUGCAAAACGCUUAAGAUAGGUUCACAAGUUUCACGGAAGGUUUGUUUGAUUGUGCUUGUCAUAUGGACGAUAGCACUGCUCUAAAUGGAAACCAAGAUUGACAACCAUUUAAUUUUGAAAGCACCGUCAACUUUCGGAAAAGCGAUACUUUUUCGAUGCAUCGAUGUUUUUAUUCUAUGCAUCACAUAACACCGACGUCAUGCUUCAUUGCAUCAUAUAUGCCAUACAUUGCUCGUUUUUUGAGCGGACCACAUGUGUAGCUGCUGUUAAUAUGUACAUAUAUAUAAGUAUAAAGUGUAUUUGAGAGACCAUGCCCACUUUUUGAAACUUUGUGAUAAGCACUCCUCACUUUAGCUCUCAUCAAAACGGAUGUUUGUUGGCUACCUAGAGGAUACUUGGGCUAAAACCGUAGUCAGAAACUUUUCUCAUCAACACCAUUGUUGCCAUCAGCAUUGAACUUGAAUGCAGAAUCACUCUUGCCAACAGGUGCUACUAUGGACUGAGUAGGCAAUUGAACAGUAAAGUCUUCUCUCGCCGAACUAAAACCAAACUCUACAAGUCGCUCAUUCUUCCCGUCUACAUGUAAGGUGCAGAAAUGUGGACGACACUGAAGUUUUCAAGAGAAAGGUUUUACGGAAUAUAUGGUCCUUUAAACAUUUGUGUUCGACAACAUAGACAUAGUUCAACGAAUAAAAAGACAGCGUCUACGUUGUUCGAAUGGACGAAAACUCUCCAGCUUUGAUAGUAUUCGAUGCAAUACCCGCUUAUGAAAGCAGAGGAAAGGCCUGGUGGAAAGUGACGUGGUUUCUCUUGGUAUUUCCAAUUGGCUACAAACAGUAGGAAUGACUGCCUAGCCAAAUAUAUUUAUAAAUAUAUGUAUAUAUAUUGAUGUCAGGAUCUUUAUAAAUUAUCGCUAUAAUUGCCAUUUUACCAAACUAGUAUUUGGAAUUUUAUAUGAAAAAUAUAUAACUUAUUGUCACUAACCUUCAAUAUAUGGGUCACCUUAUCAAUACCGAAAAACUAGUGCCUUUAGCAAGAAAUAUAUUUACUUUGCAACGUGGAACAACAAAAAUUUUAUUAAAAUUUAAGAAACACAACACAAAUUCAAAAGUGCGCCCUCAUUUCAGUAUUUAUAGCGUGCAUGUGGCGAGAGUACAUAAAACGCUGUAUGUGUGCAUGAGCUUUGAUCAAACUGUGACUGCCAGCAUAUGUGUGCACGUGGUUGCCAUAUUAAGAGCAAAUACCAAUACUUUGUUACACGCCCCUCAAAACCACAUACAUAUGCAGACGCGAAGCCGCUGGAUUGUCGGAAAACGCAGAAGGGAGAUUGUUAAACCACAAAUUAUAGACGAACGUUUAUAGUCGUCUGCUUACAAGAAAGCUGCAAGUGCAUAGCGCCAACGGGGAGACCUAACCCUUUUUCCGAUUGUUAAAGUUUAUUGGUAAUAUCAGCGUUUUUGAGCGUAUGCCGCCCACCAGCCACGCCUUCUGCACUUUCGUUGAAACUAGGGUGAAACAGUUUAAUGUUCCUCAGUCUUAGCAAGUUAUGCAAAUUUGCCAAUGAAUAUGAAUAAAUUACAUACAAUACAUAAAUAAUGCGUUCAAAGCAGCACAGCGCUGGGGAGCAGAAAGAAGUGAUCGCUACGUAGGGCGGUAGGCGUAGGGCGGGUGGCAGUGCGAAGAGCGCAAUAAAAUCUAUCAAUCGAUUAUCGUCUGGCAAUUGGCUUAGUUGGGAUUUGUGGAUUUGUAAUGCAGACAACUUUAAGCAAACAAUGGCGCAAAUCUAAUGCACGAGUAUUAUUUACAUAGGAGCAUUCCUAAACAAACAAGCGAGUAAUGUAUGCACAUAUGUUUGUAUGCAUGUGUAUACUCAUGUUAUGAUUAAAUGUAUACUUGGCUCUUGCAAAUUUUUACAAUUUUUCUACUUAAACAAAAUAUUCACUUUGCCAGCGGCAUUGUCAGCCAGCUGCAGUACCCGUUGGUCGCUUGUAGCGGCGCGAGGGGUAGGAAUGUGGGUCAAAUGCAAAUUUGCUCAUAUAUGUCCACAAAAUGCGUCGACUUUCGGUAUUUAUUUAUUAUGCUGUUCUUUUUCUGUGCUUUUUCAUUGCCAUGUCAUAAUAUGCUCACAUAUUCUCUGACAUCACUCGUCACUCUGCGGCGACUUCUCCGACAAUCAUUUAUUUUGCUUAUCUUUCAAUUUCAAUUUCAACGUUGCGUUGCUUUCUCUAUGGCAACUCUACAGUGUUGCCAAUAUUGGCUCUAUGUGUAUGUGUGGACGUGGCUUGCUGCCCAUCACGCAAAGCUAUGCAUAUUUGCUGCUAUUUUGUAGCGUUAUACGAGUAACAUGGCAUUAAGUUUGAAUCGCGUAUUCCGUAAGCAAAAUAUUGCAGUAUUUUAUCGCUAUUGUAUUCCAGAUUAUACGUCGGUUAUACGCGUUUCGUUUGAAAACUUUGUAUACCUGCAUAUUUGGUUUGCUUCGCUUUCCUCAGCAUUUUAUUAUGUACUUUAUUUCAGCAUGGCUAAAAUUUAUGCACCCUCUUCUCUUCGCUCUUCCCCGAAUUCUCUGACGUCUUGAUUCUGCAUGCCAUUUUCACAAACAAUGCAAAUUGAUGGAUGUAUGUUAUGAGUUUGUACUCCCCUGACUGGAGUCCAGCAUUUUGCAGCUUGAUCCGUUUAUGCAAUUUUAUAGUUUUGGGUUUUAUUUCUUAAUAUUUCUCCAGCUUUUCAUCGUUCUCAAUUACUGUGGUGUAGUUUACCUUAGCCUCGUUCAUACUCACAUACACACAAUUAGGUUAGAAAAUACCAUAUUUACUUGCAGCUGGAAGUAGCUAUAACGUAGCUUGCUUUUGAAUUUGGAAAUUUACCGUUAUUGUAGCAGUAAAAAAUAUUUGCAUAUUCUCGUAUGCACAUAAUUGCUUCAAAGUUAUACCCGUCGUAAAGUUACUAUUUUAUAAUACAUUAAAUUUUUUGAUAAUUUGCAACACCUCAGCAAAUUAGAAUUGCGUUUUUAAUUAGAGACUUAUCAAAUAUUCAUAUUAGUUCAUGUUUCAUAUUUUACUGCAAUUAAGUAUCAAUAAAUUGUUCGUUAAUGGAAUUUUAUUUUAAAAAUUUAAAAGCAAAUCGGAAAAUUUUUCUAGAACGUUCUGUAGGUAUCGCCGAAGCGCUUUGAGCCUAUCACUAAUUUUAUGAGUUCGCGUGGUUCGCCUAAAGUAUGUUAUGAUGUUCCAACCUCAGUCUUACGAACGCUGGAUAGUACAUCAGGACAACUCGCUUUCCUCUAUACAGCUAUGGCAGUUUGCGUCCAGCAGGAUUUUCAACCUCAUCGCAUGUAUGCCUAAUCACCAGUGUACGAUAUAUCUGCAUACCAAGGCUAAGGUGUUUUAAGGUGGUUUCAUAAAGCGUGCAACCAAUUCAAUUAUUCCGAAAUAACUUGCUAAGGGAGCUGAAAUAUUGAAAGAUUGAUAAAAUCACCGCCUAAAAUGGCUGAAUAUAGGAAUACUGACAACAAAAGUGCAACAAAAUAAGCAGACAACUGACGCUAAGCGUUAUUAAACUUUCCCAGCCUUGGCCAUUAUUCACAAAGUUACAACAAAGAACACAGUGUGUUUGGUCGAGUUUCAAAGAAAUAUGACUGCACAACAAAACCAGAAAUACAACACUAAAGCAGCAAGCCUUGUAACAGAAACUAUGGCCGCCGUUAUGUCACCCAUCUUGGACACGAGUAAUGCGUCUUAUGCGUCUGCAACAACAACAACGUUAGCGCUACCAUACUGGAGCAGUGACGGCGACGGUGACGGUGGCGGCAGCGCUGUUACAGUCAGUGCCAGCUACAGUGAACUCAUGGCGGCAGUGGGUAGCACACAGGUCUAUAAUGAUACACAGCCAUUAGAUCACAAUUCGAGCGACUAUUAUGAGUAUCCGCCACCAUGUUUGGCCUUCGACGAGAGCGCAAAUGUAACAUACUGGAAUGUGACCUGCGAUAAUCCGUUGGAAUAUGGAUUACCUUUGUAUGGCUAUAUCAUGCCCGUCCUAUUGGUCGUAACGGUGGUGACGAAUUCUUUGAUUGUGUUGGUAUUAAGUAAGAAACACUUGGCCACGCCCACAAAUUUCGUACUAAUGGUUAUGGCGAUAUGUGAUAUGCUGACAGUGAUAUUUCCGGCGCCGGGACUCUGGUAUAUGUACACAUUCGGCAAUCAUUACAAGCCGUUGCAUCCGGUAUCAAUGUGUCUGACAUAUUCUAUAUUUAACGAGCUUAUGCCCGCUGUAUGUCACACGGCGUCCAUUUGGUUGACCUUGGCGCUAGCUGUUCAAAGAUACAUUUACGUGUGUCACGCUCCUAUGGCGCGAACAUGGUGCACAAUGCCACGAGUCAAACGAUCAAUAACGUACAUCGCACUCGUCGCUUUCCUGCAUCAGGCGACACGGUUUUUCGAUCGCACCUACUUCCCGAUCACAAUCGAAUGGAACGGCCAACAAACAGAGGUUUGCCAUGUGGAGACUUCGGAAUGGGUACACAAUUAUCUCGGUGAAGAUUUCUACUUUGCCACAUAUUUCCUAUUUCGUGUGGUAUUCGUGCACGUGAUACCAUGCAUCUUACUCGUCACUCUGAAUGCGUUGCUCUUUCGCGCAAUGAGAGAAGCGAAGGAACGACGCAAAGCGCUCUUCCGGGAUAAUCAGAAAGUAGAGAGUCGCAAGUUGCGUGACAGCAAUUGCACCACAUACAUGUUGAUGACGGUGGUGUCGGUCUUUCUGGCCGUUGAAAUACCCAUAGCUGUAGUGACCGUGCUGCACAUCUUCUCCUCAUUGAUGGAUGAAUUUCUCAAUUAUCGCAUUGCCAACAUAUCCAUAAUGUUUACGAACUUCUUUCUGGUGCUUAGCUAUCCGAUCAACUUCGGUAUCUACUGUGGCAUGUCACGGCAAUUUCGUGAAACAUUUAAGGAUAUAUUUUUCGCACCUUUUCUCACUAAACAGGAGGCCACAUCGAAGUAUUCCAUUGUCAAUGGACCACGCUCAUGCACCAACACUAAUGAGACUGUGCUCUAGUAAAUGGUAAUGUGGGUACCAUUUCGCAGCGCUGCCUCUGGUGGCGCAAGCAAAUGGCGAAAUGGUGCAAUGGCGGCGAAAGUGGCGAAUAAAUCGUGCCGACGUAGCGAAUUCAAAACGAACGUUGAUAUUAUAGCCGAAGAGUCGGUUGUGAUGGUGGUGGCCGACCAGGAGGCGGCAAGGAAUGAAGUCAGUGUGCUGAAUGAGGAAGCUGAGUGCGUGUAAGAUUCGGUUUAAGUUUAAGCAAAUCUGCCGAGUAUUUAAUGGCGGUCAUACAUAGUCAUCUAAAGUAUAUUUUUACACGGCAUUUUUGAAAUUAACUAAUAAGAGAUUGUUAAUUAGAUUUCUUUCAAAGCAUAAAUAUUGUGAAAAUAAAAAAAUUAUUUCUAAAAACAUGCAUCUAUUAAUUAAUUGUUAAGCUCGAAAUUAGUAUUUUGAUGUCUACUAAGCACAUUAUAUUAGAAGUCAGGCAUAUAUGGAACAUGUGUGGCAAUUUAAAGCUUCCAAGCCAAAUGUAAAUACCACUUCCCACACGCAAUAGACCUUUUGUUAACCCACGGCUUAAUUUAAUGGUAGGUCUUAAGCCACAGGCGGUAUAAUUACAGCUACUUGUGUGCAGAAAACAUGAGCACACAACUUCAAAAAUAUAUCUAUUAAGCUUGCAUUAAGCUGUUCAAUGUAAUUGCGAUUAAUUAAGCCUUUGCUAUAAAUAAAUAGAAAUUCUGUUUUGCGCAAAUAAGCAGAUGAAUGUAAUGACUUACUCUUUAGACGAUUUCAAAGUAAGUGUCGACGUUAGCUUAAUUAGUACGUCUCUAACGCUUAUGUAAGGUUGAGCAAAUACUAAAAUUUAACAAAACGUAUUGGUAUUCGAAAUUAUAAGAUUUUAUAGUUAAGAAAAAAAUACUAACAAGUACUAAGUGUAUUCACCGUAAGGUAAAUAUAAAAUGCAAGUAAAGCAAGUUGGAAAGGAAAUUAACGAAUACUCAUUUAAAUUUGUAAACCUGCUGAGCCCCUACGUUUACCGAUUUAAAUGAUUAGCAAUGUUUGUAAUGUGUGCAAUGUGCAACUGUGUAUACUUACGUGCCUAUGCAUGUGGUUGAGUGAGUCUGUUUAACCGUUAAGUGAGGGUAGCUGCAUUUUAAUUGUAUUUACACACACAUACAUACAUAUACAUAUAUAUAAAUAUUUAAACAGUAUAGUAUGCGUUAAUUAACUAUUAACUAAGCGUGUGUAUGUAUAUGUCAUGAAAAAGGCUGUAAGUAAAUGCUAAAAAUUCUUUUUAACGGUAAAUAAAUAAAAUUUCAAAUAAAAAAAAAUUAAAAUUAAAUACUUUCACUUGCUGCAGCAUUCAAUUAUUGUACAUACUUGUUGUAGUUAUAUAAAUGCUAAUUAAUUAUUAUAAAAAAACACACAUUAUGUAAGCAGAAUUUAUGGCAUCAACUCUAUAAGAAUUUUAUAAAAAUUCCAUAACAUUGUUGCGCUGGUGGUAUAUGGUAUGUGGUUUUAAUCCAAUGAAAUAAUUACGAUUAAUUUUAAGCUGCGAUAAGUCUAAAUAUAAAUAUAAUAUAUAAAAAAUAAAAAAUAAAAAUAUUGUAAAUGUUGCGCUGAAUUGCGAAAUAAAAUUUCAAACUGGUGUAAAUUGCAAUCUACUU